GUCUUACCUUUUCGUGCUGCCAGUGACUCUUGUAGCGGCGCUGAGCGAGCAUAACUUUCUCAAAUGUGUUAGGAAAUUGACCCCCAUACCUCGUGUGUAUAUGCUCUUCGAAGCUCCAGAGAAGCGUCAGCAUAGAUCCUGAGUACUCCGCUCUGCCAGAAUGGUAUAGAAUCUUCCAUUUGUUGCAGCUCACUCCAUUUGAGGUGACACACCCGAGGACAGGCUUCGUCGACCCCCCCCCCCUUCCCUGUGCAGCCAUGUUGAUUCGGUGUUCAAAAAAACUAUGGUUGACGUGUUCUUUUGUUGUUCUUCUGGCUGGCCUCGGCUUGGCUCAGGAGGAGGACCAAGACGUCGUCAGAUUCGAACCAGCUGAAUUGAUCCACGUCAUAGAAGGAACGGUUCAUGAGGUCACGUGGUAUACUAUCUUGCCCGACGUCAGCAGGGUGUCGGCGUCUGUGGAGGACCCGACGGUGGCGGAGGUGGUUGGCGCGAGCGACGUGACCCGCAGCGCCCCUGGCGGCAACGCCACGCACUACGGCUCGCUCAACGUGUCCGCCCUUUUUAUCGGCUACAACAAAGUGCGCGUCACGCUCUUCGAUCGGCAGGAUGUUGUGGUCGGCGAGGGGACCCUGGACAUGUCGGUGCUGCUGUCGUAUCAGAAGCUCAACGACAUUUUCACGCUGGCCAUCGGCAUCCUGGUCGCCGUCGUCUACGUCAACAUGGGCGCCACCAUGAACUUGGAAAUCAUCAAAGACAUCAGCAAGAAACCCAUCGGCCCGCUGCUGGGGAUCGUCUGCCAGUACCUGUUCAUGCCACUGAUCGCCUUCGGACUGGGAAAGCUCGCCUUCCCCGGGAACGUGUUGGCGCAGCUGGGGAUGUUCCUGACGGGUUGCUCGCCUGGAGGAGGACUCUCGAACAUGUGGACGUACCUGCUGGGGGGAUCCCUCGACCUCUCGAUUCUCAUGACGUUCACCUCCACGGUCUUCGCCUCGCCACGCUCCCUCUGUGAGGGAACCUAUGCCAGGGUGGCGAAGGUGCUAGAAUGGCUCCUGACGCCCAUGUCCAUCUUCAACGUCAUUUUCAUCUUCACCUUCGGCGUCUACGCGAACCUCUACGUCUUCAGUUUCUUCGACUUGAGGACCAUGCUCGCCGGCUUCGGACUCCCGACCAUCGGCUACCUGAGCGGCCUCGUGAUGGCCAAGCUGUUCCGGCUGCCGAUUCAGGACGUGAUCGCCAUCAGCAUCGAAACCGGGGUUCAGAACGCCAGCGUGGCCGUCUUCAUCCUCAAGUUCACUCUCGAGAAGCCCGCUGGAGACCUUACUGUCGUGUUUCCGGCUGCGUCGACAGUGAUGACCCCGCUCCCUCUCGUCCUCGUGUUCAUCGCGCAAAAAAUCUAUUCCUGCACAGCCAAGUCGAAGUCAGCGGAUAUAGCACCUUUAGAGGGGAAGGCUGGUUUGGAAAACAAGAAAAGCAAUAAAGAAAAUGAAAAGGGAGACAGCAAAGGGAAGCAGAUGAAGAAGCAGUCUGAAGGCGUUGAUAAUCCAGCUGUGCAGUUGCAGGAUGAAGCUGUGUAGCAAGACAGAAGAAAAUCGUAUUGCGCAAAUAGGGAAGGGUACUUAUGUGCGUGUUAGUUUGUGCCCAUUUGUGUGUACGUCUGGUAUUUGGAGAGUGUAUCUGUGAUUGUAUUACUAACUAUGCACAUUUGAAUGUAUAUUUGUUUUAUUAGAGUUGUAUGGUUUUACUUAUGGUAUUAUCACUAGUUUAAUUGAAUUAUAUUUUUAUUAUAAAGUGAUAUUCAUAGAAAAUUCGCCUAUAUUUUACUCCAACAGUAAACGUUUAAAUUACUGUGCAUGUUUCAUCAAAUAUAUAGUAUAUCGUUUCAUAAUUUGUGUCGGGAUACUUCCAAAUAUGUUUUAAUAUUCAUUCAAACACGUUCGAUAAUAUCACACUCACAAACAUUCACCUACAUCCACACAUAUUACAAUCCUAUACUUUCCCCUCCAUUUCGGUCGCCUUUGGGCUGGACACACUCGUCUUCCCAGGGAAUGCGUUGCGCAGCUCGGCAUGU
Messenger RNA from Penaeus vannamei (Pacific white shrimp), 2068 nucleotides. The record is from RefSeq and is a predicted model, not a curated record. Lineage: Eukaryota; Metazoa; Arthropoda; Malacostraca; Decapoda; Penaeidae.